AUGGAGCUUCGAGUGGGGAACAAAUACCGACUGGGCAGAAAGAUUGGUAGUGGUUCAUUUGGAGACAUUUACCUAGGAGCCAAUAUUGCAACUGGUGAAGAGGUGGCCAUAAAACUGGAAUGUGUCAAAACCAAGCAUCCCCAGCUCCACAUUGAAAGCAAGUUCUACAAGAUGAUGCAGGGAGGAGUGGGUAUCCCCUCCAUUAAGUGGUGUGGAGCAGAGGGGGACUAUAAUGUGAUGGUGAUGGAGCUCUUGGGGCCUAGCCUGGAAGAUCUCUUCAACUUCUGUUCCCGCAAAUUUAGUCUCAAGACAGUUCUGCUCCUGGCAGACCAGAUGAUCAGCCGUAUUGAGUACAUUCAUUCCAAGAAUUUCAUUCACCGGGAUGUGAAGCCAGACAACUUCCUUAUGGGCCUUGGCAAAAAAGGCAACCUAGUCUACAUCAUUGAUUUUGGUUUGGCUAAGAAGUACCGAGACGCCCGGACCCACCAGCACAUCCCCUACCGGGAAAACAAGAACCUGACUGGCACAGCUCGUUAUGCCUCUAUCAACACCCACCUGGGAAUAGAACAAAGUCGCCGUGAUGACCUAGAGAGCCUGGGCUACGUGCUCAUGUAUUUCAACCUGGGCUCACUGCCCUGGCAGGGCCUCAAGGCUGCCACCAAGCGCCAAAAGUAUGAGAGGAUCAGUGAGAAGAAGAUGUCAACGCCCAUUGAGGUGCUCUGCAAAGGGUACCCUUCUGAGUUCUCAACAUACCUCAACUUCUGCCGCUCGCUGAGGUUCGAUGACAAACCUGACUACUCGUACCUGCGGCAGCUCUUCCGCAACCUCUUCCACCGCCAAGGCUUCUCCUAUGACUAUGUCUUUGACUGGAACAUGCUUAAAUUUGGAGCAGCCCGGAAUCCUGAGGAUGUGGAUCGGGAGCGGCGGGAGCAUGAGCGAGAAGAGAGGAUGGGGCAGCUCCGGGGGUCAGCCACACGAGCGCUGCCCCCGGGCCCGCCUGCUGGAGCCACUGCCAACCGCCUUCGCAAUGUCACUGAGCCCAUGGCCUCCACUCCCACCUCCCGAAUCCAACAGUCCGGAAACACGUCCCCCAGAGCAAUCUCAAGAGUGGACAGGGAGCGGAAGGUCAGCAUGAGGUUACACCGAGGAGCUCCUGCCAAUGUCUCCUCAUCUGACCUCACAGGGCGGCAAGAAGUGUCACGGAUUUCAGCAUCACAGACAAGUGUGCCAUUUGAUCACCUUGGGAAGUGA
Indicator indicator is the source of this 1251-nucleotide messenger RNA. It is a transcript of the gene CSNK1E, whose product is annotated as casein kinase 1 epsilon. The record is from RefSeq and is a predicted model, not a curated record. Gene Ontology annotation, molecular function: ATP binding; protein serine/threonine kinase activity. NCBI's taxonomy places the organism in Eukaryota, Metazoa, Chordata, Aves, Piciformes, Indicatoridae. Gene Ontology annotation, biological process: signal transduction; peptidyl-serine phosphorylation; endocytosis. Bases 1 to 1251 code for a protein of 416 amino acids. Gene Ontology annotation, cellular component: nucleus; cytoplasm. The transcript has 9 exons.